AGAGGAGCAGGCAGUAGAUCUCGGAAAAUAAAACCCACCCUGUUGCCAGAUAUCCCUUUUCGACUGAAUCGAGAGAGAAGCAGGCAAACGCAAGUUUUAGAGAGAGAGAGAGAGAGAGAGAGCAAUACAAUCGUUUUGAUUGUGAAGCCCACUGCUUGGUUGGUUUGGGUUUCGAUGGCGGAAGCGGACCUUCUUCUUCUUCCUCUUGCCUCUCCCUUUCUAUAAAGGAAAAAAUCCCACUGCUUGCUUUUGUCUCCUUUACCUUUCUCUUUCAUUCGAUCCCAUGCUGCUUCUGCUGCCUCCUUCCCUACUGCUACUAUUAUUAUUGCUUCUGAAUUCCCAUCCAAACCCACUUUUUUUGUCUUCUCUGCCAAUUCCUCCAAAACCAUGACCAUCGCCUUCUCCGCAUCCUCUUGCGCCAAAAAGAAAAGCCAGUAGAGAAAGUGUAGUCCGAAAACAGAAAGAACCAAUCCCUUUUGCAACCCUCCUUUUGCUUUUUCCCCCCUGCUGUUCCUCCACCGGAGAAGAAGAGUAGAGGACUAGUUCCAUUAUAAGUAAAUAAUAAUCAUGGGUACUGGGUGGCGACGAGCCUUCUGUACUACAAUACCUAGAGACAAGCGCCUUCAACACACCAACAGCUCAAACUCCACCAGUCCUCCACCUCCCAGCCCCAGCCCCAGAAGCUGCACCAAGCUCUCCUUCUUCUCUUCUUCUUCGUCUUCUUCCUCCCUCGCCGGGAGCAACCCCGCCACUCCCCGCCUCAAGUCUCGCUCCUUCUCCAGCCCGGCCUUGCGCUGCCGUACAUCUUCUUCCUCAAAUCUCAAUACCAGUGCUACAACAACUGCAGCAGCAGAAGACAGCCCUGCCCUCCAUUGCAGAACCACGCACAAUACUCCCAGGGCCACCACGGCGAAGCUCGCUGCAGCUAGCCCGAAGCCCAAGCACGGCUCCAAUCCUGCAUCUCCUCGAUCUCCUCUCAAGCUAUCUCUCUUCAAGAACAGCUUCAAGUUCAGAGUAAGUAGUUGCGGAAUCUGUUUGAAUAGCGUGAAAACAGGGCAAGGCACGGCGAUUUACACGGCGGAAUGCGCUCAUGCUUUUCACUUCCCUUGCAUAGCUGACUAUGUCCGCAAGCACGGCAGCCUCGUCUGCCCCGUCUGCAACGCCGCCUGGAAAGACGUCCCUCUCCUCGCUAUCCACAAGAAUCUCCACCCUGACGCCGCCGGCAACAAUGUCAAGCCUAAAAUUGAGGAGAAGAGGGUGGUAAUGGUGGAAUCUUCGCCCAGAGCGGUAAAGCAGGAGCCGUCCCCGCCGCCACAGCAGCCAUCGACGCCGAAGCUGUCCGAUUUGAGGUCUUACGAUGACGACGAGCCGCUGCUAUCCCCCACCGCCGGCUCAAGAUUCAUCCCGAUUCCGGAGGCUGCCGAUGAGAAUGCGGAGGAGGAAGACGAUUCCGAAGAAUUCCAAGGAUUCUUCGUCAAUCCAACUCGUUCCUCAUCGAUGAAAUCCGAAGACGCUUCGUCGCCGCUGCUGAGCGGGAGGGGAGGAGAUUCCAGAACCGUUCAGGUCAAUCUCCUACCUGAAGCCGCCGUGGUAUCCGUCGGCCGCGGAUACGAGACCUAUGCGGUGGCAUUACGAGUGAAAGCUCCUCCGCCUUUGCAAGCGUGCAGCAACUCGGCGGCGGCGAUUCUGAACCCGUCUCAUCGAGCGCCGAUCGAUUUGGUCACGGUUCUCGAUGUGAGCGGAAGCAUGACCGGCGGUAAGAUGCUGAUGCUGAAGCGCGCGAUGCGGUUAGUGAUCUCAUCGCUCGGCUCCGCUGACCGGCUCUCGAUCGUGGCCUUCUCGUCGGUGACGAAGCGGCUGUUGCCUCUGAGAAGGAUGACGAGUCACGGUCAGCGAGCGGCUCGGCGCAUAGUUGACCGGCUCGUCUGCGGUCAAGGGAGCAGCGUCGGGGAGGCUCUGAUGAAAGCGGCGAAAGUGCUCGAAGAUAGGAGGGAGAGAAAUCCGGUGGCCACCAUCAUGCUCCUAUCCGACGGCCAGGACGAUCGGGUCCAGAGCAAUUCGAACCAACGGCACGAGAAGAGCCACGUCACGUCGACCACGCGUUUCGCGCACAUCGAGAUCCCGGUCCACGCCUUCGGCUUCGGGAAGAGCGGCGGCUACAGCCACGAGCCGGCGGAGGACGCGUUCGCCAAAUGCGUCGGGGGAUUGCUCAGCGUGGUGGUUCAGGAUCUGAGAAUUCAGCUCGGAUUCGCUUCCGGUUCGGCUCCGGCGGAGAUUUGCGCCGUCUAUUCGUGGAACGGCCGGCCGACGGUGCUGAGCUCCGGCUCGGUUCGGCUGGGGGAUUUGUACGCGGAGGAAGAGAGGGAGCUGCUGGUGGAGCUACGGGUCCCGGCUUCGGCGAUCGGGUCCCACCACGUGAUGUCCGUUAGGUGUCUCUACAAGGAUCCGGCCACGCAGGAGGUGGUGUACGGUAGGGACCAGGCUUUACUGGUCCCGCGGCCGCACGCCGUCGCCCGGUCGUCGGCGGUGGCGGCGGCGAAGGUGGAGCGGCUGAGGAACCUGUUCAUAACGACGAGGGCGUUGGCGGAGGCGAGGCGGCUGGUGGAGCACGGGAACAACUUCACGAGCGCGCACCACCUGCUGGCGUCGACGAGGGCGCUUCUGAUGCAGUCGGAGAACGGCGGCGCGGAGGAGUACGUGAGGGCGGUGGAGGCGGAGCUCGGGGAGCUUCACUGGAGAAAGCAGCAGGAGAUAGAAGCGGCGUCGAUGGUGAUGCAGCAGCAGCGGAUGAGGAGAGGAGGAGGGGAGAGGGAGGCGGUGGUGAUGACGGACGAGAACGGCGAGCCGUUGACGCCGACUUCGGCUUGGAGGGCGGCUGAGAGGCUGGCUAAGAUGGCUAUGGUGAAGAAGUCGAUGAAUAGAGUCAGCGAUCUGCACGGCUUCGAGAACGCCAGAUUCUGAGGUUAAUUAAGAAAAUAGUUUUUUUUUGGUUUUUUUUUCUUUUAAUUCGGUAGCAGACGGCGGGAGUCGGGAGAAAGGGAAAUAAAGGGAGAGACGGGGGCCCACUUCAAUUGAUUUUGGAGUGAAGAGGAAAUGGUCGAAGUGGAAUUAUCCAUUGUAGCGCCUCCCGCUCUUUUGUCUUCCUUUUCUGUUUGCUUUUAGUUUUGUUUGGACUUUUUUACAGUUAGUUUUGUUUGGUAUUGGUAGGGGGAUUUCUGUGAUAAUUUUCCUCUGGUGAAACUUGAAACUAGAAAAAAGCAUUGUAAAUUAAGGAUUUGAACGAGUCUUUGAGUAGUGAUACUACACUUUGAUCC
This is a messenger RNA of Linum tenue, 3314 nucleotides long. NCBI's taxonomy places the organism in Eukaryota, Viridiplantae, Streptophyta, Magnoliopsida, Malpighiales, Linaceae. The record is from the annotation of a GenBank genome assembly.